Messenger RNA from Scylla paramamosain (green mud crab), 2342 nucleotides. RefSeq lists its product as uncharacterized. Gene Ontology annotation, molecular function: protein serine/threonine kinase activity; ATP binding. The coding region runs from base 250 to 1311 and encodes 353 amino acids. The transcript is spliced from 2 exons. NCBI's taxonomy places the organism in Eukaryota, Metazoa, Arthropoda, Malacostraca, Decapoda, Portunidae. Gene Ontology annotation, biological process: peptidyl-serine phosphorylation; signal transduction. Gene Ontology annotation, cellular component: cytoplasm; nucleus. The record is from RefSeq and is a predicted model, not a curated record.
CGAAGGAAUGAAAUAAAUGGUCAUGUUUUACCUCACUGGUGCGGCCUUGUCUCCAGCGAGGGCCGCGACCUUGCCCCAGUCUCUCAGUUUCUCCCGGGGCCGCGCGCGUCUCGCUCCCGUAGAGGUCCAUCACUGCAGCUGAGGUGAACACGUGCUUCUCCUCACUGGGAACACCUGCGCCACGCACACCCAGUCCCCGGCCCGCCACCACACCUGCGCGCUCAGUUUACAAGUUACAACAGUUUCCUGAUGAGCGGUGUGAGCGAUUCCGUGGUAAUGGAUUUGCUGGAAUUGGAAAGCGAAUUGACGAGGAUUGCCUCCACCAUGGACACUGUGGAACCCGCGCCCGUCGCCGGCGAGGAUGAGGCGAGAGUCGAUGAUGACGUGGAUGAUGACGAUGAUGAUGACGAUGAUGAUGCCGUGGAUGAUGCCGUGGAUAAUAAAGUGGAUGAGGCAAUAUACAAUGAUGACGUGGAGUUCCUGCGUGUGCGGGUGCCGUUUUUAAGUGGUGAGGACAUGGACGCCUUGCAAGUAAUCAGGCCGCUGGCUGAGGGCAGCUUCGGGUGCACCACUAUCGUGUCCUGCAAUGGCAUGAAGACCAUCAAGAAGGUGCUGAAGCGCGAGGAGAACGUAAAACAGAUGUUGUGGGAGGCCCGCGUCACCGCCGAGCUGAACGGGGCAGGCGGGGCGCCUCGCGUCAUGGCUGUCUGCUUUCACCCGCCAACCGUCCUCCUAGCUCACUCCGGCCGCACCUACGAUGACUUCGUGCAGCACCACUGUACGGUCGGUGGGUUUCUGGACUCCAUCGUGGUCAUUGCCCAGCGACUCAGUGACAUCCACCACAGAGGCUUCCUCCACAACGACCUGAAGGGUAGCAACAUCAUGAUCCAGGGUCCCAACCCGCGCCCUUCCCUCCACAUCAUUGAUUAUGGGUUGGCGACACGGAUCGGUGUACCCUUCAGCUUCGAGUUCUUCGGGAUGGACCGAAACUCCCUGAAGAAAUACUCCUCAUUCCGGUCCCCUGAGAUGUUCGAGGGGCUGCCCCUGGGCCGCGCCAGUGACGUGUUCAGCCUGGGCGUGAUGAUGGGUGACGUGGUGCAUUACGCCAGGUUCUCGCUGUUCAAGAGGCUGCUGGCAUCCCUCUUAUCCCGCUGCGCCAUGGUGAACCCCGAGCUACGGCCCACGCUGGCUGAACUCGCCUUAGAGGUAAUGCAAGUUAAGGCAAAAGUGCCUCAGAAAAUUCAGAGGAAGCGCAUUGAGAACAUUCGUGGCCAGAGCGUCAGUCCAAAGAAAAGCAAGGGCCGCCGCUGAGUCGUCAGCACACAGAGCGGCCCGCGGAAUGGAUCUGGGACGCGUUUUGGGAAUGAUUUGCUGCAUUCCUUUACCUUUGUUGAUAAUUCUCCUGAAAAUUCUGAUAACAAUCUGUCAUGCGUUCAUUCAUAAAUCAUUGAAAUUAAUCUUCAGUUAUCAUACCAUUUCGAAUCUUUGCUGGUUGAGUUUAAAUUUUGGCAAAAAGUAAAUAAAAGUGCGUUUGUUAAUUAUUCCCAAAAGGUUUUCUAGUAUGAUGCUGCAGAGCUUGGCAUCUCCUUUGGCCGCCGUCGGAGUAAAACCAUCGCCAACACCCAGAUGUCACAAUAUCAGAAGCUGUGAUGUAAACACAAAUAUUUGUUAUUCCUGACAGGCAGACAAGCCAUCACACCAUUCCAAUGACCUGUAAUUGCAACACCACUGACAUUACCACCACCACCACCACCAUCACCAUCACUACCAUAAUCAUCACCAUCAUCAUCAUCAUCAUCAUCAUCAUUAUCAUUACCUCACCAAUCAUCAGAAGACCACUUCCAUCACACCCAUCACCACCACCACCACAAUCGCCUCCGUUCGUCAUCAUCAUCAUUAUCAUCAUCAUCAUCAUCAUCAUCAUCAUCAUCAUCAUCAUCAUCAUCAUCAUCACCACCACCAUCACCACUACCACCACCACCAUCACCACCACCACCACCACCACCACCACAUCCACACCACACCACCACUCAUCUCCACUUCAUUCAAGAACCACCACCACCACCACCACCUCCUCCUUCAUUCACACCAUUCCACUUCUUCACAAGAAAAAGACGCAAUCAAAUGAUCAUACCAUUGUCUUGAUUCACUUUUUUUCACUUUUUCCCCCCAUUUCAUCAAUAAAAAAAACUAGAAUUUAGGAUCUAGAACGUAAGCACUGCCCUUUCUUUAUUCUGUUAAUGUCAGUAGAUCGGUUGGUGUACUACAUUUUACCCUUUUAUACUUUUUAUACAAUGUGUUUUAAAAUGCCCUGAUGUUAAUAAAGUUUUGUAGAUUGUAAU